GAAAAGAGCAGCUACUGGGAGUAGUAUUACAGCAAAUUUGGUGAUUCACCUAAAAGAGAAACCGCCCGGUCGAACGGAAAGGACGACUUUCCAAGAUGACAAAGGUUAAGGUCUCCUUCAGAAGAGGACCAUCAGGACAUCUAAGGCAGGAUCCUUCAGAUGAAGCUAGGAGGAUCAAAGACAACCCCUCCCUACGGGACAAGUCGGCACCUCAGAGAGAGCAGGUGGUGAAAGAGAAUGCCUCCUCCAUUGUUUUUAUGAGAGGGGGGGAUAUAUCUGACAAACAAGAGGUGUUGGGAGAAUAUGUGCUCCAGUUUGGAAAAUACAAAGGCAAAUCUUUUCGGUGGCUCCUGGAAAAUGAUGUUGGCUACACCUUAUACCUGAUCAGGAAGGUUGAGGAUGAGAAGGCUGGACAGUUUAAUCCAGAGGGACCCAAGAAGGACAAUCUACUGUCUUUUUUAGAGUAUGUGAGGGGCUUCCAAGAAAUUGUGGACCUCAUACACUACCUGGCAGGAAGAUCAACACCACCACCUGUCAAAAGUGAGGAUGAGAAUUUGGUUGGGUUUGGAGUCCGUGCUGGCAAGACCUGGAAGGGUAUUUGGGACAGUAGGGAUGAUGGGUAUGCAGCUUUUAUCCUCAAACAGCGAUGCGUACCAGGCAGCAAAAUGUACCGACUACAGCAGUACCUGAGGCUGAAGCACAGCAAUCUUCAGAUGACACUGGAGGCAUCUGCUCCCUCAAGACCAGCACUUCCAGACACUUCUACUAAUCCUCCAGAAAUAGAGGAAGAUGAGGAAUUGGAGAGGAUGAUGCUUGAUUGGUCCCCUUCCAAAACCGAAGGCCCGAUGAGUGAGAAUCUCACAUGCACACACACACAGUCACUCGUCAGGAUUCCAUUUUUUAUCUGGAAGCCAGAGCAUGCUAUGAUGCACAGAUUGAGGAACAACUACAUUUUGCCUUGUCUGUACGGCUGCCUUAAUCCUCAGGUUACCUCUGCUGGUAUCGGACGGCCAAGGGUUAUCACAGGCAUCAGUGGUCAGUACUACAUUUUUGCUUCACGCCUUUGCUGCAAAGUGUGCAAGAAGUAUUGGCAUGCUGACAAACCACAGUGGCUGGAGAAGUUGCCGGCACGUUUCAAUAACAUCUUUCCAGCCUUCAUCACCUACAAAAAAGCCAUCUGCAAAGGAGUAAUGGCUGAAUUGAGAAGGACUGGGAAGUCGCCAAAUGAUAUGGCCAACCAGCUUACAGAAAUGCUGCACUUUAAAUACGAACGAGCCAACUUUGCGUAUCUUCUCAGUGUUCAGAACAUCAAGGAUGGUGAGGCAGGGCUGUAUGGGCAGAGAACAAUUACUGGAUUUGCCAAGAAAUCUGAAUUGCCUGCUGCCUUUGGGAAGUAUGAAGACACGGAUGGCUGGUGUGGUGUCUCUGUCAGUGCACAUUACCAGGUGGACAGCCUUAUCCAGGAGUACAGACGGCAAGAAUCAGUUCUCAAUCAACUGCUGCAGGGGCACAUUUGGUCAGGUCAUCAGAUGUGACCACAGAAGGCAGGCGACCAGGGAAGUGACAUUCAGUUCUGGCACCAUGUCAUCAUAUGCAGUCAUGAAUGAGAACUGGAUGAUUUUGUCCUGGGUGAUGUUGCAGUCAGAGUGAGAGUCUUCACUGGAACCAUUAUAUGAGAGUCUUGCUCGCUGCUACAGUGCUGCUGGUGUCCAGAAAGCAAAGUACCAGUGGGUGGACAGGGAUUGCUGUGCUGCCUUAAGUCCUUGAUCCUGCUCCACAAGAACAUUUGCAGUGUGUAUCAUGGAAAACCACAGAGGAUAUGGUGGAAGAGGUGAUUUCUGGGAACGUGCUGUUGUUAAACUUGAUUUGUUCCACUGCAUGAGGCGAUUUCUUCGUGAAUGUGUUUCAGAGCCUCAUUCACUCAUUCAUUUUCCUUGCCACUGUCGCCUUUGGCUUGCUCACUGGGGGCUUUGGGUGAGGAUGCUGUAAAGCGCUUUGAGACAAUGUAAUGUUGUGAUAAUGCGCUAUAUAAAAAUAAAUUUGUUGUUGUUAUAC
This is a messenger RNA of Brienomyrus brachyistius, 2055 nucleotides long. RefSeq lists its product as uncharacterized. The record is from RefSeq and is a predicted model, not a curated record. Bases 96 to 1535 code for a protein of 479 amino acids. NCBI's taxonomy places the organism in Eukaryota, Metazoa, Chordata, Actinopteri, Osteoglossiformes, Mormyridae. The transcript has 4 exons.